AUAUAGCAUCACUUUCUCAUCAAUUCUUCUUCAUUCAGAACUACCUAGCUUGCAUGAGAUUGAGGGGUUGAUUUGGAAGAAAAACCAAACCCUAGGUUUUUCCUCUCCCAAAUCCUAACCCUAAAACUUGUGCUAGCUUUUUCUCUAUCAAAAAUCUCAACAACAACACCAACAACAGAAUCAUGCCUCUCAUUCCAUUGGAAGCCUACCCUGGUUUAGCCAAAAUUUUUGGUAUACUAGGUAACCUCAUUUCCUGCAUGGUGUUCUUAGCUCCAGUGCCAACUUUUUACCGAAUAUACAAAAAUAAAUGCACUGAAGGCUUCAAGUCACUACCAUAUGUGGUAGCAUUAUUCAGUUGUAUGCUUUGGCUAUUCUAUGGAAUUAUGAAAACAAGUUCUUUUUACAUCAUUUCCAUCAACACAAUUGGAUGUGGCAUAGAAGUUAUCUACUGUGUCAUGUAUAUAGUCUAUGCCCCUAGACAUGCAAGGAAAUCAACCAUAAUACAAUUUGUGGGUAUGAAUGUUGUUUUAUUCACCUUGAUCUACUUGCUCACAACAUUUGCUAUACCUAAAGACUAUAAAGCUAUAGUUCUUGGAUGGAUUUGUGUUGCUAUGUCAGUGAGUGUGUUUGCAGCACCUCUAAGCAUUGUGGUACGAGUUGUUAAAACAAGAAGUGUAAAGUAUAUGCCAUUCAAUUUGUCACUUUUCCUUACAUUGAGUGCCAUUAUAUGGUUUGGAUAUGGUUUCUUUAAAAAGGAUAUGUGCAUUUAUCUUCCUAAUGUGGUUGGAUUGUUAUUGGGGAUAAUUCAGAUGGUGUUAUAUGUUUAUUACUCAAGAUAUGGUGGUAAGAAUGAUGAAGAGCAAGAUCAAGGGAUAAGUAUUGUUGUUGUGAAUCCAUUGGGUUUGGGGUCUUGUGAUGUGUUUCCAUUUCCAUUAGAUGAAAAUGAUGAUAUUAUUGAGGAAAUUAAUCAACAACUUCAAGUGAAGAAGUUGGGUUUGGAAGAUGAAAAUGAGAAGCAAGAGAAAAAUGUGGAAGCUAUAGAGUUAGGAGUUGUGGUGUGAAUUGUGUGGUAAUAUUAUAUAUAAUGUAUGAUAAUAUGAUAAUAUACUCUUAAAAAUGUGAAGUGCAUGAAUUAAUCAUGAUGAUAGUUUCAAGGAGUAGUGAUUCUAUUGUAUCAUGGUUAUGCAUGUGUGACUUCAUCAACAAAAUCAAUUAAGUAAUCUACUCCUCUUCAUCA
Molecule: messenger RNA, 1237 nt
Organism: Vicia villosa (hairy vetch)
Lineage: Eukaryota; Viridiplantae; Streptophyta; Magnoliopsida; Fabales; Fabaceae
Product: bidirectional sugar transporter N3-like
Exons: 6
Coding region: 183-1061 (292 amino acids)
Biological process (GO): carbohydrate transport
Cellular component (GO): membrane
Molecular function (GO): sugar transmembrane transporter activity
Source: RefSeq, a predicted model, not a curated record